AUGCCGGCAACACAGUCAAAUUUGCAAAUGUUGCAACAUUUGACCGCUAUCCAGAAGCAGCAGGAAACAUCUUCACAGAGCCUAGAGCUACUUAAAGCUCAGCACCAGGAGUGGCAGAAAUCAGUAGAGGCAUUGUUGUCAGAAAUUCGCCAAGGCAUCAAUUCAAAGUAUGCAAACUCUCAAACUGCAGAACCCGUGCAGCGUGCUGGCGGCGAUUGUGCUGGAGACCUGUUGUUUGCAGAUUUGGAGUCGGUAAAUUCAGACGCAAAUUUCGUAGCUGAGGCGCCGAUGAGUCACCUCCCAAAGGAAUCGGAAUCCGAUGCACAAGUGCCAGAGCAGUCAGAGUCAACUGCGCGUGCUGAAUUUGGUGAGCAUGGUGAGCAUGGUGAGGCGGCACAGCCGAAAUCCAGCAUACAUUUUACAAGGCGAGCUGGCACUUUGGAAGAGCUCUUUCGUACCCGAAAGACCGUAGUUGAAUCUGGCAACCAACCAGUUGGACUGAAGAAGCUGGUGGAAGAAGAGAUGAUCGUGUCGGAAUCUUCAGGACCUGCAACAAUGACGGAGAGAUGUCGCCUCAUGACCAAGAAUGCCGUUGAAUCUGGGUGGUUUGAGUAUGCUUCGGGUUUCAUCAUCUUGGUCAAUUUGAUCACAAUCGGCAUAGAAGCAGAAGAAUCUCUUCAAAGAGGACAGGAACUUGGUCGCGAUUCCUGGGCUUAUGCCAUCGAGCGCAUUUUCUUGAUGAUUUAUUGCGUUGAGGUGGCCUUGGUGACCAUCGGUUUGCUGGCCCUGCUGGUCGCACCCAACAUUGGAGCAGCAUCUAUGGAAGGGGUUGAAAAACUUCUCAUAGUACGAGGCCUUCGGUUGCUGCGCUUGGUGAGAGCAUUGAGGAUGGUGAAUCACUUCAAGAUCAUGUGGCGGUUGGUCUAUGGUCUCCUCACUGCUGCAGAGACCAUCCUGGCAACAAGCGCAUUGAUCCUGGUGUUUAUGUUUGUGUUUUCCUGCGUUGCUGUAGAAGUAAUCAGCAAGGAUCAACGCCUUGCAGGGCUUGAAGACACUGGAUUCAUCAUCAGUGAAUAUUUUGGCAACCUGGGCAAGACAGUGAUGACGCUGAUGCAGUUUGUCACGAUGGAUUCUUUGGCAACGAUUUACUUUCCAUUGAUUGUGGAAGAACCUUUGCUCUUGUGCUUCUUCCUGCCUAUCCUGAUUUUCGUAUCAAUUGGGUUGAUGAAUUUGGUCACUGCUGCUUUGGUCGAAAAUGCAAUGGAACACGCUGCUCAACAAGCAGAGGAUGAGAAAGUUGUUCUCAAAAAGAAAGUCAGGGGUGCAAUGCCUUCCCUCCUCAAGAUCUUCCACACGAUUGAUAAAGAUAACAGCGGCAUGAUUACCAGGGAUGAGCUGCAGAAUGUUCCGAUGGACAUUUUGCCCCCAAAGGUCUUGGCUGCUGUUUGCGUGGACAACUGGGAGGAACUUUUCGAGUAUUUGGAUAUCGACGGAACCGGCAGCCUGUCUCAGGUUGAAUUCGUUGAGGGCCUGCUGAAUCUUUGCCUCCUAGACAUGCCCAUUGCAACGAUUCAGACCCUCAAGCUUCUGCAACUGAUCAGAGCGUCUGAGACGCCAGUGAACCUGUCAAUAUCAGCUUUAGUUUUGGUGGACAACAUCGUUGGUGUUUUGUUCUCCUGGGCCUUGCUUGUCUACCCCAUGCAUGGAGAACUGCAUGAGACAGAAUGGAAAACUUCUGGCAUGGCUUGGUCCUUCGCAUCGUGCAUUGGAGGCGCCGCCAUUGCUUAUGCUGGCAUUGGUCUAUCUCGCAAUUUGAGCGCUACUGGUGCCCUUGUGGUCACAAACAUUGACAAGGUUCUGGUUCUCCUGUAUGGAGUUCUCAUGCUUGGUGAUCGCUUCAACGGUCCCAAGAUCUUAGAUUGUGCACUUGCGCUGCUCGGAGGCGCAUGGCCUUGGUUGCGUCUUCGUAAGGAAUCCAAGGAGGACAUCGACGGAUGUUUUUCGUGCCCUUCCUUUUGACUUCAAACUGGGCAAGUCCACCAAGUGCUUUUUGAGUCGGCAAUUGUGGAGACGUGUCGCGGCUUUGGAUGACUUGAAGGCCUCAAGUGACCAUGAGUUAUGAUGCUGUAGGACCACACUGUAGGAUGUAGGAUGCUG
This is a messenger RNA of Cladocopium goreaui, 2157 nucleotides long. NCBI's taxonomy places the organism in Eukaryota, Dinophyceae, Suessiales, Symbiodiniaceae. The record is from the annotation of a GenBank genome assembly.